AUGUCUUGCUGUGGAGGAAAUUGCGGCUGCGGAUCUAACUGUGGCUGCGGCAAUGGCUGCGGAGGGUGCAAAAUGUACCCAGACUUGACCUACUCGGAGGCCGCGGCCCCCACGGUGGCCACCGUGCUCGGCGUUGCACCGAAAAUGACUGCGGUGCCAGCUGCACCUGCAGCCCAUGCACCUGCAAGUGAAUGGGCCUGGGCCCGGGCCCGGGCCCGUAAUGGCUGGGCCUUGUAG
This is a messenger RNA of Striga hermonthica, 237 nucleotides long. The record is from the annotation of a GenBank genome assembly. NCBI's taxonomy places the organism in Eukaryota, Viridiplantae, Streptophyta, Magnoliopsida, Lamiales, Orobanchaceae.